CGCCUCUCAUCUCCAGUCGCCUCCGCCAACCUAGCGUGACGGACGGAAGGGAAAGAGCGGGGAAUAGGCGCCUUUGAGCGUUCGUUUGGUACGAGGUGGGCGGACUUGGCUACAGGCUGAGAUACGAUCAGUUUUUGUGAGAGAGAGAAAAAAAAGAGACAGAAUUAUGUCCCAGUAUUUGUAAAUCUAUUCGUGUAAUACCACGUUUCUUGUUUUAUUUUAUUUAUUUUUAUUUAUUUAUACCAAGGCCAUUAUCUCUACCUUCCUUUAAGUGCUUAGGAACUUCUAGAACCUUCUGCGAGAGAAUUAAGUGCUUGGUCUAUCAACGUGAUUGAAAAAUUCUUUUUUUUCUUUUUCCCUCUCCUCCUACGCAUUCUUCGACGAAUUUAGGAAUAGGAGAAACGAAGACAGUGUCGUCUACAUGCCUGUUGAUUAUGCACUUGCAAAUGCAUUGAGCCACUUAUGUACCAGAACGGACAUGGACUUCCAACUGGCCGGUCACUACGCCCCUUGUAGUUUCAUGACCUCAGCUGACCUCGUGCCCCGUGACCCGCGCCUCCUGCCGCAACCUGACCUCCGCGCCGCCGCCGCCGCUCUGCACGUUGCGCCGCGUCCUGAGGGCUUAGCGAAACCCGAAUUGGCAAGAAGCGAACUCGUCCGAAGGUGCGACUUCCGUCCUUCUAACCCGGACUUCUUGACUUCGUCGGGAGGGAGUGACCUCGUUUGCCGUGAUCUCAGAGGUCAGGAAGCGCCCGGAGGUCAAAGAGAAGGAGGAGGAGGAGGCGGCACCGGGGCAGGAGUAGGCGUAGGAGGAACAGCAGGAGUAGGAGGAGGAAUAGCGGAAGUAGGAGGAGGCGGAGGGGGAAGGGGAGAUAUAAAGAAGGAGAAUCGUCCCUCUGACAUCGAGAACGAUCCGAGUUUUGGCCUCUCGGACUCGAACGGCGCGCCCACCCGGAGGACAAGAGAGCGCGAGGCGAUGCUGUCCCUGUCGAAGGAGGAGCGUCGGCGGAGACGGCGCGCCACCCUCAAGUACCGCACCGCCCACGCCAGCAGGGAGAGGCUGCGCGUGGAGGCGUUCAACGUGUCCUUUGCGCAGCUCCGGAAGCUCCUGCCGACGCUGCCCCCGGACAAGAAGCUGUCCAAGAUCGAGAUCCUCCGCCUGGCCAUCUGCUACAUCGCCUACCUCAAUCAUGUCCUGGACGUGUAGGGAUUGCUCGUGAUUUUUUUUUUUUUUUUU
Penaeus monodon (black tiger shrimp) is the source of this 1237-nucleotide messenger RNA. Its product is annotated as twist-related protein 1-like. The transcript is spliced from 4 exons. Lineage: Eukaryota; Metazoa; Arthropoda; Malacostraca; Decapoda; Penaeidae. The record is from RefSeq and is a predicted model, not a curated record. Gene Ontology annotation, biological process: regulation of transcription by RNA polymerase II. Gene Ontology annotation, molecular function: DNA-binding transcription factor activity, RNA polymerase II-specific; RNA polymerase II cis-regulatory region sequence-specific DNA binding; protein dimerization activity. The coding region runs from base 422 to 1207 and encodes 261 amino acids.